AAGUGUCUCAAGAUUCUUGAAAACCUCUUUUUUUUUUUGGAUUUUGUGUGUUCUUGAAAUUUAGGUUAGCUUCAGCUUUUUGAAUCUAAAGAUUUUGAUUUCUUGAAAAUAAUUGUGGAAAUAUCAAGAUUUUGAAGAAGAAGCUUUGAUAGUAAGAGAAAAUGUCGUUUCGUAGCAUUGUUCGUGAUGUUAGAGAUAGUUUAGGAAGCUUUUCAAGAGUGUCUAAUGGGACUCAUGAGAGAAGUAAAUCUUAUGGUGCAUUGGUUGAGACACUUGGUGAAGAUCUUGCUGUAAUCAAGAACACUCGUUGGGCUAAUUUGCCAGCUCCUCUACUACGAGAUGUGAUGAGAAGGUUGGAUGAAAGCGAGAGCAAGUGGCCUGCUCGUAAACAAGUUGUUGCUUGUGCUGGUGUUUGCAAGACAUGGAGAUUAAUGUGCAAAGAUAUUGUCAAAAGUCCUGAGUUCUCCCGCAAACUCACGUUUCCGGUUUCUUUGAAACAGCCCGGGACUAGGGAUGGAACCAUACAUUGUUUUAUCAAAAGGGAUAAGUCUAAUAUGACUUACCAUCUUUAUCUUUCUCUGAGCCCUGCCUUACUUGGUGAAACUGGAAAGUUUCUUCUCUCGGCAAAGCGCACACGGAGGACUUCAUACACCGAGUAUGUGAUAUCAAUGGAUGCAAACAACAUUUCAAGAUCAAGUAGCACUUACAUUGGCAAAAUGAGGUCUAACUUCUUAGGGACAAAAUUCAUAAUAUAUGAUACAGCUCUUGCCUACAACAGUCCAAGAACAUCAUCUCCCAAAGUCUCUCCUAAAGUCCCCUCUGGAAGUUACAACAUCGGUCAAGUUACAUAUGAGUUGAACGUGUUUGGAACCCGUGGACCUCGCAAGAUGCACUGCAUUAUGCACUCUAUCCCUACCCUACCUCUAGAACCCGGCAGCACUGUCCCUGACAAACCCGAGAAUCUGCAACGUUCCCUUGAUGAAUCUUUCCACAGCUUCGCUUCCUCAAAGAUAAUCAACCACUCGGGAGAUAUCAGCAGCGCGCGGUUCUCAGACAUUGUUGGACUGCAAGAGAAAAAAGGAAAGGAAGGGCCUUUGGUGCUGACAAACAAAACGCCAAGGUGGCACCAGAAGUUGCAAUGCUGGUGCCUUUACUUCAAAGACAGAGUGACCAUUAAGUCGGUAAAGAACUUUCAACUGAUAUCCGCUGCAACGGUUCAGCCAUCACCACCAUCACAGAAGCUAGAGCCAUCAGACAAUGAUAAGAUCAUACUACAGUUUGGGAAAGUGGGUAAGGACAUGUUCACUAUGGACUAUAGCUACCCUCUCUCUGCCUUUCAAGCCUUUACUAUUUGCUUGAGCAGCUUCGACACUAAAUUGGCUUGUGAAUAAAUAAUUAGAAACACACCUAUGGAUAUAUAUACCAUAUCGUAUUAUGCUAAGGCUUGUUUGGUUUGUGCAAUUGUGCUAGUGAAUUUAAACGUUAUGAUUGUUUAUGAAUUGUAAUCUUCGAACAAAAGACUGAAGCUGGCUACAUAGCAGCAUUAAUUA
Capsella rubella is the source of this 1550-nucleotide messenger RNA. RefSeq names its product tubby-like F-box protein 5. Lineage: Eukaryota; Viridiplantae; Streptophyta; Magnoliopsida; Brassicales; Brassicaceae. Gene Ontology annotation, molecular function: protein binding. The record is from RefSeq and is a predicted model, not a curated record. The transcript has 5 exons. Bases 162 to 1391 code for a protein of 409 amino acids.